Molecule: messenger RNA, 1344 nt
Organism: Exophiala spinifera
Lineage: Eukaryota; Fungi; Ascomycota; Eurotiomycetes; Chaetothyriales; Herpotrichiellaceae
Exons: 7
Coding region: 1-1344 (447 amino acids)
Molecular function (GO): flavin adenine dinucleotide binding; oxidoreductase activity, acting on CH-OH group of donors
Source: RefSeq, a predicted model, not a curated record
AUGGCCCGUGCCGAUCAAUCUGUCUGUGUUCUUGAACGCGGCAGGGAGAGAUGGCCUGGAGAGUAUCCGUCGAAUCGUGUCCAAGCUACGCCAGAAAUUAGCGUUUCGGGAUUGUUUGCUCCCGGCGAUAAGCCAGGCACUCCGGUGCAGAUUGGCGAUCCAACCAAGCUGUAUCAGCUGGUCGUCAGAGUUGGGCAGAAUGCUUUUGUGGCGAGCGGUCUUGGGGGCACUAGUCUGCUCAACGCAAAUGUCUUCCUGAAAGCUGACAACGGAACCAUGAGCCUUCCCGAGUGGCCGGACGAUCUGAGAAAGCCCCGCGCUUUGGAUGAGUACUACGAACGAGCGGCCCAGAUGCUCCAGCCUGAGCAGUACCCGGAGGACUUUCUCCCAUUGCUGAAGCUCGAGCUCCUAAAGAAGCAGGCAGAACUCCUGGGCCUGCAGGAGAAGUUCUAUAGAGUACCACAGACGACUAGAUUUGAGAACGGACCUAACUAUGCCGGUGUGCAAAUGCAAGCCAGUGCCCUCACUGGUAUGGCCAGAACAGGCGUCAACGACGGUAGCAAAUCUUCAACCCUUGUCACAUAUAUAAGUGACGCAUGGAACUGGGGCGCCGAAUAUAAAGGCUAUCUGAUAUUCUUUGCCUGGCAUGGGGUUAAGUGCCGUUUGUUCAGGGACAAUAUUUACAACGAUCUUAUGUGGGUGUAUGCUAAGAAAUUCGUCUUCAUGGGCGCUGGGUCCCUCGGCACCACCGAAAUACUUCUUCGUAGCAAAGCCAUGGGGUUGGAAAUGAGUUCCAGAGUCGGAAAGGAUAUAAGCGGCAACGUCGACAUCCUCGCACUCGGGUACAACACCGACUAUGAAGCGAACGGGUUUUGCAGAGGUACCCCUAACCCUGAUAAGCCUAUUGGUCCAACUAUCACAGGGGUGAUUGACUGCCGCGAUCAGCCGAAUCCGCUCGAUGGAUUCGUGGUGGAAGAAGGUGCCAUAACAGAGGCCCUCGUAUCUAUUGUUCAGCCCAUGCUGGAGUUACUUCCCGGAAAGAUCUUUCCCACGAAUUACACAAUGAAAGACAUGCUGGUUCAUUUCUUCGCCCGUCAACACAGCAGGCUGUAUCAAUAUGCCUCAUUGGGAAGCCUGGAAAAGACCCAGAUGUAUCUGAUAAUGUCGCAUGACAGCAAUCAAGCCAUCAUGAGACUGGGGAGGAAUAACAGACCCGUCUUGAACUUCCUCGGUGUGGGACGGAGCGACCACGUGAAGAGUUUGAAUGGGUUCCUGGCGAAGAUGACCAACGCCUUCGGCGGGACCUAUAUCAAUUCUCCCUUCUUCGCGGCACUGGGAGAAUGA